This is a messenger RNA of Oryza brachyantha (malo sina), 839 nucleotides long. Its product is annotated as nudix hydrolase 21, chloroplastic-like. NCBI's taxonomy places the organism in Eukaryota, Viridiplantae, Streptophyta, Magnoliopsida, Poales, Poaceae. The transcript has a single exon. The record is from RefSeq and is a predicted model, not a curated record. Gene Ontology annotation, cellular component: cytoplasm; nucleus. Gene Ontology annotation, molecular function: pyrophosphatase activity. Bases 130 to 642 code for a protein of 170 amino acids.
UUAACACCACCAAUCCCCUCCUCCCCCUCCAAUUCCACACCCAUCUCCUCCUCUUCCUCUUCCUCCUGGCUGCAGAUCGAACGGAUUGAGUUGAUCGAAUCGGGAGGUCGCGUCGCAUUAUCGAGGGGGAUGGCGGCGGUGAUGGUGGCGAGGCAGGGGAGGGAGCUGCAGCGGUACAGCGACAACACGGGGGGCAGGAUGGUGGUGGGGUGCAUCCCGUACAGGGUGGGGGAGGGCGGCGCCGGGGUGGAGGUGCUGGUGAUCAGCUCGCGGAAGAAGGGCGCCGCCGGCGAGGAGGAGGCGGUGAUGCUCCCCAAGGGCGGGUGGGAGCUGGACGAGUCGAUGGACGAGGCGGCGCGGCGGGAGGCGCUGGAGGAGGCCGGGGUGCUCGGGGAGACCGGCCCCACGCUGGGGCGGUGGUGCUACCGCAGCCGCCGGUACGACGCCACCUACGAGGGGUUCGUGUUCCCGCUCCGGGUCACCGACGAGCUGGAGCGGUGGCCCGAGAUGGCGGCGCGCCGCCGGUGCUGGGUCUCCCCGCAGGAGGCCAUGGACCGGUGCCCGCACUGGUGGAUGCGCGAGGCCCUCCAGCUGUUCGCCGACCGCUUCCGCCUCCCCUCCACGCCCUCCUCUCACUUGUAGGCGGCGGCGGAACGAGCCGCCGGAGUUGAGAACGAUGUAAUUAAGUCGAAAGCCAAAAAAAUCUCACGGGUCACACGAGAUUCGGCCAUGUAAAUCCCACCUAGUUAACACAGGAGUAAUUUUUUUUUGUCGUGCUGAUAGAGGAAUAGUAUGAAUCAAAUGGAUAGCACAGAUUCCAAAAUUCCAUUCGGAGCCAA